GUAAGGUGCACGGAUCGUUGGCGCGUGCCGGUAAGGUGCGCGGGCAGACGCCCAAGGUGGAGAAGCAGGACAAGAAGAAGCAGCCCAAGGGCCGCGCGCACAAGCGCAUGCAGUACAACCGUCGCUUCGUCACCGCUGUGGUGGGAUUCGGCAAGAAGCGCGGCCCUAACUCGUCUGAGAAGUAAAUGCUGCGACGCUGUGUGCUUCUGCACCCUAG
Molecule: messenger RNA, 217 nt
Organism: Closterium sp. NIES-65
Lineage: Eukaryota; Viridiplantae; Streptophyta; Zygnematophyceae; Desmidiales; Closteriaceae
Source: the annotation of a GenBank genome assembly